GUCAUGCUAACGCAAAUGGCGGGCAGUGUGCUUGCCCCCUGCUGGCCGCUAAUGUGUCAUCAACGCAGACCACCAGGGGGGCGGUCAUCCAUUCUUCACCCAUUUGGCAGGACUGGAGUUUGUUUGAGCUGCACUGAUCAAUGUUUAAUUUGGAGGAGAAGGGGUCAAAGUCAAGCCCCCAGAGGAAGGGACAUAUUGGUGACCACUGCUACGUCGACGCCACUCGGACUGGAGAUGGAGGUGCAGGUUUUGUUGCUGCUGGCCCUGACAGCUCCGACUAUUGCUCGGCGUCCAGGUUGCGAUGAACCCCUACCGGUGCUGGACCCGGCUCUCAGGAACGUAGAUCUAGACCCGUCAGUUCCCUCGCCCCAUCAGGCGUAUCCUGUAACCGCGGACAUGGCCAAAGCCAUGGGCUCAUCGUUGUCCGCCGACUUUCACGGAACCAACCUGAUGUGGGAGCAGUGGACGGGGUCGACCCCCAAAUACACUGUGUCCAUCUACAACGGGUACAUGAGUCGUUGGGACUACGUGUGCAAAUACCAGUGCUCGGCGGGGUACUACAACCCGGACGUGGGCGCGUACUGCGUUUUCCCUUACGGCGGCAAAGCUCUACAGGCAAACGACUUCCAGGUGCUGGUCAACAAGGACAAUUUUGAGAUUCUGGAGUGGAAGGAAGGCGCCUACGGUUCGGUGGCCUGGAAUGCGGUAAAGACGUGUGAGGAUGAUGACGUAUAUGUGGGCAAGAACCAGUACGGUCUGGGGAAGGUGGUGGUCAGUCAUCGAGUCUUCUACUUGCCCUACAACGGAUGGGAGUACAGUUACGACAAACCGUACCAGUUCCUGAUCGUCCACGAGGACGUGCUGAGCGAGCACUUGACCACCGUGAGGUACCACACAGAGGGCGUCCCGGUGGUGGCGCACCCCCCUGAAAUGUUGAAGAACAACACCGUCUCCAAUUCAGCUUGCGAUGACGCCGUGGUCUCAGACACUCUGACCGAGACCUCCAAGCUGGACCACAAGUGGGAAAACAACUACAGCCUCUCGUUGGCCGGGACCACCAGCAUCACCACCAAGAUCCCCUUCAUCACGUCAGCCGGCAUUCAGUUCAGCGUGGAGACCACCGUGAUGUUCACCACGGGGACCACCUACAGCGAGACCACCUCGCACGCCAUCAAGGUGCAAACCCCCGUCCCGGCCGGCCACAUGUGCGUCAUCCACAUGGUCGGCAAGAGAUACGGAGCCGACGUCCCGUACACCGCGGACCUGAAACGCACCUACAGAAACGGCGAGACCAAGUGGACCACCAUCACCGGGACCUACAAGAGCAUCCAGAUCUCAGAGGUCCAGGCUGUGGUGGGCCGGUGUGAACCUCUGCCAAAUGUCAAGCCUUGCUAGGGCACAAUUUCAUGUCCAUCCUCAAUAAAACACGACAACACUCGUUGUUUAA
Doryrhamphus excisus (bluestripe pipefish) is the source of this 1447-nucleotide messenger RNA. RefSeq names its product natterin-3-like. The record is from RefSeq and is a predicted model, not a curated record. NCBI's taxonomy places the organism in Eukaryota, Metazoa, Chordata, Actinopteri, Syngnathiformes, Syngnathidae.